UUUUUAUGGACGGAUCAAAUCUCACUUCAAGUGGACAAAAGGAAUUGUAAACUUUUCUCAAUUUCUUUAAUCUUAAAAAGUAAGAAGCCAUGACAGAAAUUGAAUUAGAAUUCAAAGAUUUCUCAAAAUUCUAAGUUUCAGAUACACUCUACAAUAAGGAUGAUGUCUAAGAACUUCUAAAGAAAUUAGAGGCUAAUUUAGAAGUGCUUAUGAAUAAAGAAGUAUCCAAAAUUAUUCAUAUGUGUGGAGUUUAUGUUAAAAUAUUUUUAUCUGUAUGUUCUGAUCAAGAAUUUCAUGCAGAUUUUAAUUUUAUUGAGAAUGCGUAAUUAGAAUAAUAAAUUUAGUAAAAUCAUAGAAUAAAUGAAAAUACUUGAGAAAGGAGGCACCAUAGUUGAGGAUAAACCUCUUUAGAGUAAAAUUAGAUAUUCGAGAUUGCCAACAAUCGAUACUGCUCUUUAAAGUAAGAAGAUCAAUUUAUUCUAUAAGAAUAAAUGGAAGAAAUGGCAAAAGAGAAUGAUUUCUUAAAAUAGUACAAUUAAAAACUUUAAAAUGAAUUAAUUUUGCUAAAAAAGGAAUAAGUUUCAGAUGCUGAUUAAGUAGGUUCAUUUUAGGAUUAGAUAAAUUAAUUGAAAUAAGAGAAUUAACAAUUGAAAUAAGAGAUGGAGAAGAAACUAAAUGAUUGUGUUCAAUUUAAGACAUUAAAACAAAUGAUUUAGGAGAAGAAUUAACAGAUUAAAGAGUUACAAAUGAAAUUAUAAUGA
Molecule: messenger RNA, 761 nt
Organism: Paramecium sonneborni
Lineage: Eukaryota; Ciliophora; Oligohymenophorea; Peniculida; Parameciidae
Source: the annotation of a GenBank genome assembly